AUGGCGUUUGAGAAGCCAGCCGUUGUCCUAGAUAAUGGCAGCUACGUUAUGAAGGCUGGAUUUGCAUGCGAUAACCAUCCGGUAGCUAUGUUCAGGACGUUAGUUGGCCGACCGAGUUAUUUGCAAGGGGGUUAUGGGAGGGAGCCCUACGAUGUCUUCAUAGGGGACGAUGCUAUUGCUAAAAUCGAUGAUUUGGAAUUGAGCCAUCCGGUGGUGAAUGGGGAAAUAGUACAUUGGGAUAAUAUGGAGAGGAUUUGGCACCAUGUCUUCUAUAGAGAGCUAAAAGCUGCACCUGAGGACAGGGCGGUUAUGAUGGCAUGCCAUAAUUCGGCAACCAUGCAAGAAAAAAUAAAAUGCUGCGAAAUAUUUUUCGAGGUUUUAAAUUCACCGGCGCUCUGCAUUCAGGCCUUAAGCGUUCUAUCCAUGUACGGCUCGGGUUCUACCACAGGCAUUUGCGUGGACCUGGGUUAUGACACUACCGACAUCAGUCCAGUCUUUGAAGGGGGGCAAAUCAAGUAUGCCCACAUCCGAACCGGCCUGGCAGCAGCUCAAAUAUCGAGCUACAUAAAGCGGAGCCUCGUCGAGCGCAAUUUAGCGCACGCAAUAAAAACGCCUAACGACAUAGACUGCAUAUUACGAGAGAUAUACAUAAGUCGUGACUGUGCUAUGCCAAGACGGGGUUACGCAAGGGUCUUUAAUGGGGCCAGUGGCGAGAGAAUCGAUCUGGCUAAUGAAGCGUUCAUGGCUGGCGAAAUGCUAUUCCGACCGGACACAGUUAUGGGCCAGGCGACGAAUUAUAUGCCGCUACACGAUGCGGUUGUGACGGCCUCGCUUAAGUGUGACGCUGAGAUAUGUACGGAGCUCUACGAAGCCAUCGUGACGUGCGGGGGAUUGGCUAUGAUACCAGGUAUUAACGAACGCUUACAAAUUGAGCUAGAGGAGCAGCUUAACCGGCCCGUCAAUAUCUUAUCGUCGCCGGAAGCUUACUCGGUCGCGUGGCUAGGGGGCGCCACUUUCGCCGGGCUUCCAGAUGCUAAGAAAAUGUGGAUAACACGUAGACAAUACGAAGAGCAUGGUGUCAAAAUAAUAAAGAAUAAAUUCAUGUAA
Leptosia nina is the source of this 1107-nucleotide messenger RNA. The record is from the annotation of a GenBank genome assembly. NCBI's taxonomy places the organism in Eukaryota, Metazoa, Arthropoda, Insecta, Lepidoptera, Pieridae.